UUUAUAAAAUCAGAAUGCCAUCUGGCGUUUGCGUUAUUCACCCGAAUGAGUCACUUUGGCAAGCUACGGUUUCUGUCGGGUCAACACGAGUCUUUCCUCCGACUCAGUUCAUUUAAUUUCUUAUUAAAGACGAAUCAAAUAAUCCACCACGGGAAACAUGAAAGUACCACCAAAUCAGCCUGACGAACAAAUCGUCAGCAAUUCUGUCGAUGCUAAUAAUGCAGAUUCUGAUGAUGGAUUGAAUGAUGCACCUCACUCACCAAGCCGUGAAGGGGACUUCUCUGAAUACAUGUGGAUGGAAAAUGAAGAAGAAUUUGAAGAACAAAUAAUGCAACAGUUAGAGGAAGAAGCUUUGGUGCAACAGUGUAUUGAUGAUGUGUGUGCUGAAAUGGAUGCUUACAUUGCCUCUAUAAACAAUGAAACUACCAAUCAAAAUGGAAAUGCUACACACAAUGGUUCAGCAGAAGAUGCUCUCACUCUGGAGCUCCAAAAUCUUGCCGUUGAUGAUAAUGCUGCACAGUCAAGCAAACUUAAUCCUGAUGCAGCAGAAUUUGUUCCACGAUUUGGGUCUUCAAUUCCAUCUGCCGUAAGCAAGGAAGAUAAACUAUAAGUCAUUUUGUUAUUGCAUAUUACAGGUUAUCCUUUCAAAAACAUGGCUACUGAUUUAUAGCAAUCAUGGCUACUGGUUGAUAGCAAUUGUGCAUAAUGGAGUGAAAUCUCAACAGUGUAUUUUGAUGCAAGGUGUAUGGCUUAAUUAUUCUAAGUUUUUUGUAUGAGGUGACCAGCUUAUGUUGUUAGCAAUGUGAAUAUCAUAGCUUUUUUGAAUUUUGGUGCCUUGAUUUUUGUUUAUCAUCUUAUCUGCUUUUCUCAUAAUUUCCAGGGUUGGGGUUAAUGUUAUGAUUAUAUUGGGCAUUUUUCCCCAUCUUUGGGUAUCUCUGUUUCCCUUAUUUCUAGGUUGUUGUGUACUUUAACUCUUUUAUUGGAGCCAUUUCGACUUACUCUAAGGAACUACUCUUUGACAUUCGUGUUUACUAUCGUAUGGAAUUGAAUUUCUCCGCGUGUAAAUAAAUUGUAAAUUAAAA
Messenger RNA from Daphnia carinata, 1082 nucleotides. RefSeq names its product polyadenylate-binding protein-interacting protein 2-like (gene Paip2). Gene Ontology annotation, biological process: negative regulation of translational initiation. Gene Ontology annotation, molecular function: mRNA regulatory element binding translation repressor activity. The transcript is spliced from 3 exons. Gene Ontology annotation, cellular component: cytoplasm. The record is from RefSeq and is a predicted model, not a curated record. The coding region runs from base 158 to 610 and encodes 150 amino acids. NCBI's taxonomy places the organism in Eukaryota, Metazoa, Arthropoda, Branchiopoda, Diplostraca, Daphniidae.